Spodoptera litura is the source of this 3175-nucleotide messenger RNA. RefSeq lists its product as uncharacterized. Lineage: Eukaryota; Metazoa; Arthropoda; Insecta; Lepidoptera; Noctuidae. Gene Ontology annotation, molecular function: ubiquitin protein ligase activity. The record is from RefSeq and is a predicted model, not a curated record.
UACAUUCGUUUUCGUUGCUGUUGCUCACUCGCUACUCGUCAUCAUACUCGUCAUUCUCCGUUUGUAGUCCGUCCGUUCUCUGUUCGUCUACAUCGGUCAACUACACACCGGCGCCGGUCGUGAUCGUCGUACUUUAUCGCAAUAAACUUGAGAAUCUGAGCGGAUUCAUCGGAAUUUCUUAGUAUUUUAUGGUACUCUUUGCUUACCAGCUCGAGUGUUGAUUAAAUGACAAUAAUAUUCUUUAAUCAAUUUUUUAAGUUUCCAUUGAGGAUAGUGGUCAUCCGGAAUAUUAUCACUGUGCUUUUAGUUUUUUUAUUUAUUAAUAUAGUUAUCGUUUAAACUUAAAAAGUUAUGCGACCUAAUCGGCGGAUGGGUCACUACUUGACUCCGAUCCGGGAAAUAGAAGAGGUGGAGACAUCACCGCCUAAUCCAAUGGCAGCCAGCACAUCGAGCGACGAAUUUAGUUAUAUCAGUAACGAGGAAAAUGAGGAGGGUCACGGAGCUUUGGGUCGACAUGUUGUUGGCGUCAACAUGUUGUUGUCUUCGCUCGAGGACAUUGCAGCAGUGCAGAGAACAACGACGAUGCGUCCAAUGCCUUGCGAUUGUACAGAGGCUUAUUUAGAGAGGGAAUCAAAUAUGGCAACUACUAAUAUCGUAAGACCAGAAAGUCACUACACUCAUCUAAGGUACAGUCCAACUACGCCAGAAACAAAUAUUGCGGAAGAUCCACCUAACCGGCAGAAUAACGGAAGCGAGGAUUCGAUAUCCAUAGACGAGACCUUAAACACAAUUUCAGUGAGAGCUGUAUCUGCUAUGUCUAAUGUGCCAUUGCCGGUCCUUAACAACGAGGCUUUCUCUAUGAACAAGUUCAGAAACCUUAACUUAAGAAGAGAUACGAUGGCGCACAGUCACACACAGCCAGCAUUGGACAGAAGACGUCUUCGUGAACUGAAUAAAAUAUUGUCAAGAUGUCCUCGAGCUAUGGAUGCGGCUAACAGAGUAAUCAGAUAUGCUCGAGCUCUCUGUUUGAGAAAUAAGUAUCAAACACAAAUGUCUUGUCUGAACUGCGGUCUACUUCCCCUGCAUCCAAUCACUGGACAAUGCGGACAUACACGAUGCUCCAAAUGCGCGUUAGAAAACACUACGUGUCCGUGCGGGAGCGUGUUUUCAGAACCGUUCCACGUCAACAUUAUGAUACGGGAUCUGAUUGCAAAAUCUAAAUUCAAUGUAAAUACAAGCCGUGUGUCGAUCAAAACCAAAGAAAAUGAUGCCGCCGCCGCCGCCGCCGCCGCCGCCGAUGAUUCGCCUGGACUGCGAAACACAUUGAGGGGUACAAAACGACGCCGGUGCGAGACAAAAGUUGCUUACCCUAGCGGGGAUAAUCAGCGAGUUCCCAUGUCACCUCGGGCGCGGUACAACCAUGGCCUGGAGCUGCUGCAGCAGGGAAGGCGGCUCGAGGCUGUGCCGUAUCUCGCUCUCGCAGCAGGUGCUGGUCAUCCAAGCAUGCGGUUGGCACGACCACUACUGGCUCAGGCAAUAUCUACAUUUAACAAAGACCCGUGGGCACUGAUACCGUUCCUGAACCGUUCCGUGCGCAGGCUGUGCUCGAUGUCGUGGAUCAAGCCGACUGACAUGGAGUGCAUAUUGUGUUGUUCUACUUUUACCGACCCCGUCACAACCCCUUGCGGACACACGUUCUGCCGCAUAUGUCUAGAACGCACAAUGGACUACCGGAAGCGCUGUCCCUUAUGUCUGCGCACUUUAAAUGAAUUUAUGCUAUCACUUACUAUGAACACGGUAUUCGUGGAGGCAGCGCUGAGAAGUAUUAAUGCCAUUAGUAUCCCUGAACCUCCGGAGCCUGACCUUAUACCUAUCUUCACAUGUACGGUCGCCUACCCAACUGUGCCAUGCCCGCUGUACAUCUUUGAUCCUCGUUACUGGCUAAUGAUCCGACGCGUGCUCGAGUCCGGUUCCAGAAAGUUCGGUAUGGUGACUUGCGAUAGGGGACAGGACUAUACUGACUAUGGCACGAUAUUGGAAGUGCGUGACUGCGUGCAUUUUGAGGAUGGCAGGUCCAUUCUGUCUACUAUAGGCUUGACACGUUUUAAAGUGAUUGAAAGAGGAGUUAGAGACGGAUUGGAAGUGGCGCGCAUUUUACCCAUUCAAGAUGUUUGUCCGACCAAUGAGAUGGAGGUGUUAGCAUAUAGACUGUUAGGGAACAGGAUAAUAUUGCGGGCUCUACUCUGGUUGAGCAGCUUGGAUAGUGAUGUACUGCAGGACAUUGAGACUACGUUUGGCACUCUGCCAGAGAGUAAUGGCAAUGACGAAUGGUGGUCCACUACUGACGGCCCAGCGUGGCUCUGGUGGUUAGUAGCGGUACUGCCGCUAAGACCUGAAAUUAAGGUACUAAUUCUGUCCACAAACUACCUCGUGAAGCGUAUGAUGGCGGUGGCGCGAACGCUAGAAGCUGUCGAGCAAGUCUCACUUACUUCGUCCAGACGGUGCCGCCUCCCGACUACCAACGCUUCAGGUGCCAACCAUGCAAGAAGUGGUGAAAGCGCCUCAUAAGUUCAAUCCAAUUAUUAUUACAAUAAUUCAAAUAGAGCUGAAAACAUCCCAUAUUAAAUUUACAAAACUAUUUAAAAUAACGGCUAACUCUCGUGACCUAUUUUACUAUACAUAUAAAUACUAAAUAGCAACGGGACUCUCACCAUUUAGCAAGUCUCGAGUUCAAUCGGUAUCUUGGUUUAAGUUAUUAUUAGUAUUAAGAUUAAAAUUAUUAUUUCGCGUAUUUAUACUCCUGGAGGACCGACAACGAAGGUUUAAAAUAUUAAAAAACCAGGUAAUUCCUGUCAUAACAUUCCCUCAGUUGAGUAUUCAUAUUUGUGCGUAGCAGGGCUACAGCAAAGUUAAUGUAGUUGUAAAACCUCGUUGAUCAAUUGCAGUCUCGAAAUCUAUUCACGGUUUGGCUGUCGUGAACUUUUAGUAGUAAGUGUAAAAGAUUAAAGAAAAAGAUCUUAUUAUAAUGUAUUUUUCAAAGGAUACUGGACAAAUAUGACCCAAGUUUCGCCGAAAACGAUGAAUGUACCAAAAGUGUGGAGCCAUACUUCGGCACGAAUGGGUCGGCUCGACUGGAGUUACCACUCCGGCCUCUCAGGAAACCGACGUGAAACAA